Molecule: messenger RNA, 1854 nt
Organism: Megachile rotundata (alfalfa leafcutting bee)
Lineage: Eukaryota; Metazoa; Arthropoda; Insecta; Hymenoptera; Megachilidae
Product: tubulin polyglutamylase complex subunit 2
Biological process (GO): protein polyglutamylation
Source: RefSeq, a predicted model, not a curated record
UAACACCUUCAGCUUGGAGAUCAACGUAUUACAAUUCAUUCGGCGGAAAUGAAUACAGUAAAAUAUUUUUUUUAUUCUACAAAGCUCCCCUAACUCAGGGACAGUCUCCGGUGGCCGCUAUAGCAAUCACCGCGUUAAUAAUGCAUGUCAUAUACAUAUCAAUUUCAAAAGCAGUACUUUCGAAAAAGAACCAUUUCCCUCGCAAGUGCAUAAUAAUUAUUUGGCCUGCACCCUCUUCUACACCUGACGUUCAAGUAAACCUGCGCAAGCGUUCGAUAUAAACCCACCCUUCGGCGAAUACGGAAAAGUAUAUAUACCGAUUCGCUUUCAUACUCGGUCACCAUGGCGAUCAACAACGGAUCAGGCUAAUCCGAUUCAUCAGGACGAUUGUUCUCGACCCUCUAACAAGGAUUUAGGUUCUGUCAGGCAAGUAAAAAAAAUGUUGGUUUUUCAAGGUUGUAAAAUAUCAAUGCAUUGAAUACAAAUUUCUUUUUCUUUGAAAGAUUUGAAGUUGAGUCAUUGGAAAAUUAAAAUAGACUCUUACCAAUGAUUUAAAAAAAUUAAAAUUAGAUUCCUUGCAGGAGUGUCUGAGAAAUUCUGAGCGAGCAGUAUAAAUAUAAGGGUGAGUCAUGAAGUUUCUGCAAAAUAUGCACUACUAAGAAUACUUAUUCAAUUUAUACAUCUUUUCUGUUCUUUAUCAAUCUACUCUUACUCAUCGAAAGAGUUUCAAUUUAUUUUUUCCUAUUAACAAUGACUUCUUCAAUGCAAUACUCUUGAGUCCAUUAGGAAGUCCUGUACAUUUAUAGUCAUUUUUACAAUAGAUUAUUAGAUUAAAAUGUACAGGUUCCAAAAUGAAAUACCAUAAUUAACAAAAAUCACAAGUAUCUUAAUAAUUUAUGGAAAUUAACAGCAUUGCUGAGCAGAGUCAGACAGUCAUGUAAUAUCAUGACUUUCAGAAUAAAACAAGCAAAGCGAUGUCCUUUUACGUGGAUAUCGUUACAGAGGACUCUUUCUACGAGAACCUCACGCUGGGCGUGGUAAAGAUUCUCGAGAAUCUGCCAUAUAUAAAAAAUGUACGAAUCGACAGAAGAAACGGAUGCGAGAGUACGACUAUUACCAACUGGGAGCAACGACAUUGUUGUGUGCUCCCAGAGGAUGUUAAAAACUUCUACGCCUCGAUCGAUGGUUUCUUGCUCCAGUGGAACCUUGAGAUAGCUGGUGAAGAAUUUUCAGUUGGACGCAUGGAAGUAGGGACAUUCUCUUCCCUUAAACGGUACACGAACAUCAAAGAACGUCCCACGGAUUCCAGCAGCAAGCGAGAUGUGUCUUCUUCCUCUUCCGUCGAUUCCGAGAAGGCAGAAACGGAGGUAAUUUCAAGUAGCGCGACUGAUGUCGAGAACAGUGCUUCUGUUCUUCUGGAAGGAAGUGGUGCGCACGGUUGCAAGAUGUUCGAAAUCGCGCAGUGUUUCCCAGAAAGUGGCAAGGCCAAGGUCUAUUUGGUGUAUAGGAUGAAAGCGGAACAAGAAGCACCUAGUAUCUGGCUGCAUCGAGAGGAAGCGAAUCGGUGGUACCAUUUGGCUGACAGUUUCAUUGUAUAUUUUCGUAUGAUGCUGGUUCAUCUCGGCUUGCCAUUGUGGCAAUGCUGUGUGGCGGGUGUGUCUUUGCCGACGUGGGUCGAGCAGGUGUACUUUCUUGUUGGUCCACAUUUACUGCCUUCCAUUAUUGAACCCACGGAAACCAUUUCCACGUCCAUGUGGAACAUGGGACCCACGAACGCUAUCGAUCCGGCCAUUUUUAAAGCGAAGGAGGGAAAACAGAAGUGUUCCAGGAAGAAAUAAUGUUGGUUUAAUUGAU